Messenger RNA from Leptonychotes weddellii (Weddell seal), 807 nucleotides. The record is from RefSeq and is a predicted model, not a curated record. NCBI's taxonomy places the organism in Eukaryota, Metazoa, Chordata, Mammalia, Carnivora, Phocidae.
AUGGGAGGAGAGAGCCAUGACUGGACUAAUGCAAAGGCAGCUCAGUUACAACAGCAGGGCAUAUGCAAUACAUGGAAACCUCACAAGGCUAUCAUCUGUUGGAGAAAUCUUGACAUUGAACGCCCAGCCUACACUAACCUAAACAGGCUGAUAGGUCAAAUUGUUUCCUCCAUCACUGCUUCCCUCAGAUUUGAUGGAGCCCUGAAUGUAGAUCUGACAGAAUUCCAGACCAACCUGAUGCCCUAUCUCUGUAUCCACUUCUUGGCCAGAUAUACCCGUGUCAUCUCUGUUGAGAAAACCUACCAUGAACAGCUUUCUGUUGCACAGAUUACCAAUGCAUGCUUUGAGCCAGUCAACCAGAUGGUGAAAUACGACCCUCGCCAUGGUAAAUACAUGUCUUGCUGCCUUUUGUACCAUGGCAACGUGGUUCCCAAAGAUGUCAAUGCUGUCACUGGCACCAUCAAGACCAAGCAUACCAUCCAGUGUGUGGGCUGGUGCCCUACUGGCUUCAAAGUUGGCAUUAAUCAUCAGCCUCCCACUGUGGUACCUGGUGGAGACCUGGGUAAAGUACAGUGGGCUGUGUGCAUGCUGAGCGACAUCACAGCUGUUGCCAAGGCCUGGGAUCACCUGGACCACAGGUAUAACCUGAUGUAUGCCAGAGUGCCUUUGUUCACUGGUGUGGGUGAGGGCAUGGAGGAAGGAGAGUUUUCUGAGGCCCGCAAGGACAUGACUGCCCUUGAGAAGGAUUAUGAGGAAGUUGGUGUGGAUUCUGUUGGAGGAGAGGGUGAAGAAGAAGAGGAAUAUUAA